Messenger RNA from Castor canadensis (American beaver), 636 nucleotides. The record is from RefSeq and is a predicted model, not a curated record. NCBI's taxonomy places the organism in Eukaryota, Metazoa, Chordata, Mammalia, Rodentia, Castoridae.
AUGGCAGGGAACAGCCCCAGCCAAAUGUCACUGGUGACAUUCCCAGAGGCUUCCCAGGGUGUGAUCUACAGCGACCUCAGCUAUUCAGUGAUCCUGCAAUGGGUGACAACAAUGAGCCCCGAGCCCAUGCUGAGCUGGACCCUCGAUGGGAGGCUGUGUGGGGCCGGGGAGAAGCUGUUCAUCCACCAAUUGUCCUUGGAGCAACUGGGCAUGUACAGGUGCACGGCUCCAAACAGCGAGGAGCAGCUGGUCUCUGAGCCUGUGAUGGUGUCAUUGCCACAACCCACAGUGGCUCCCACAGCUGCUGAGCCCAUGGAGCCAGACCCCACCCCGUCCCUAGAAGGAGGAUCUGCCAUGGGCCUUGUCGUGGCCGCCACUGUGGGAGGCCUAACGCUAGUUGGAGCUGCUUGCUUCUACCUUGUCCAGAGCCUAAGGUACCUCUGCCCUCACACCUGUGCACCAGAUCCAGAGGUCACUCUGCGUCAAGGCCAUCCAACUGCCGGGUGUCAGGUGUCUCACACCUGCCUAGUGCAGUGCAGGUACCUGGAAGAGACUCUGGUCCGUGUACCAUCUGGGGACCCGGACUUCUUCCAGCCUGUGGCCCUGAUACCACACAUAAUCGUGAGACCCCCCUGA